AUGGACCAUGGUUUUGCGAAGCACUUGGCCACUUGGAAAGCAUAUGGUACUGUCUUCACACUUCAGAUGCUGCAUAAUGGCUGGGGUCCUUCAGAUGUCUCUCCCUUCCUCAUUAUGGCAUUGCUGAGCAUCGAUGAGACGCUCGUGGUGGAUGAGACGAUAGUCCAUUUUUUUGACAAGGAAGGCGCCUUGAAAUUGUUACCAUGGCUCAGACUGGGUCUGGAAGCAGAGUUGGAUGCAGAUAUUUCUACAUUUCUGGUAGAAGAGGUUGAUACCGAUCCCCAGGUGGAUCCUGCUGCUGUCGAAGGGAUCUCUCUGGGCCAAUGUGGUGAGUCCACUAUGAUUGUGUCGUUCUAUAACUGCUUCCAGGUGGACCAAAUUCCAGCCGCUAUCGGUGCCAUGUACAACACGCAGGUGUCUGAUGUCGACCAAGUGAUCAAGGUGGUCUCAGUCAAGUAUGAUACUGAAAACAGAUAUUUACACUGUUUUCAACGCCUUUUUUUCCUCCACUUCGAGCGUUAUCUGCAUGGCAGAGAACAUCUGGCUCCUCAAAACCUGACUGCUGCGGGUUUAAUCUCGGAGCAGGCUCAUAGAGAUCAUGAAGAAGAUUCAUUGUUAAGGUCGAAGUUGUUGCUACGCUCCAUCUUGGAUUCUGAGCUCCUACCAGUGGAUGGCUCUUAG
Messenger RNA from Sparassis crispa, 681 nucleotides. RefSeq lists its product as hypothetical. The transcript is spliced from 5 exons. The record is from RefSeq and is a predicted model, not a curated record. Bases 1 to 681 code for a protein of 226 amino acids. Lineage: Eukaryota; Fungi; Basidiomycota; Agaricomycetes; Polyporales; Sparassidaceae.